GGAAGGAGGCAGUAGCAGUCAGUACCUCUCUCCCUCUGGAUCUAAGCAUAUAGAACAGAGGCACCUGGAGUCCUUGCUGUUUCACACCCCUCUCUAUCUCUCGAUUUCUGCAUCUGCAGGCCAACCAGAGAGCCAGCCGGAGCUGUUGUUGGUGCUUCUACAGGGAUCUGCUUUGGCUCAGUGAGAGGAGGCCGUAACUCACCUGCGCUCACAGACACACACACAGAGACAAACAGCCAGACAGACACACACUCAAGGUUUCCUGGCCCAUCCCCCUCACACACACCUUUGGAGUGCACUGUGAGAGAGGAGGAGAGGAGUACACCGUGCUGGUUCUACUCUAUAGUAAUGUCGUGGGACUGUGGCCUGAAGUACAUGUUCUCUGUGUCCCCGGCGCUGAAGCCGGGGGGUGUGUGUGCCCUGCACGACAAGGACGACCUGUCCCAUCUGGAGAUGGUCCAGAGACUGGCCAAGGACGGAUGUCGCUUCCUCCAGAACCACAACAGCAGCAGCAAGGCCGCCCCGGAGAGGACAGCAGAGGCCCACAGUGACGAGGCAGUCCGUGUAUGUCUGCGGGAGCGGGGCCAGGAGGUGCUGGUGCUCCAGAGAGUGUCGUCACAGCGGCCAGCCCCCUCCGCAUCGGCCAGGGGAGGGGGGGGGCCCGAGGAGGGGGACAGGAGGUACGUGGUGGUAUCAGGGACCCCAGAGAAGAUCCUAGAACACCUGCUGUCUGUCAUGAGGCUGGACAACCACCGUGAUCCAGGGAGCACACAGCAGAUCAAGGAGUCAGAGCCUCUCCUGGAUGACUUCCUGCUGACAUACCUGGUGUUCAUGUCAACCAGUGAUCUGUGUCAGGCUCUCCUGGGACACUAUUGUUCAAAGAGACACCACCGGGGGAAAGAGGAAGGGAAGGAGGUUCUGGACAGGAAACGGCAGGUCCUGCACCUCGUGACACAGUGGACAACACUGUACAGGGACUUCCUACGAGAAGACGAGCAUGUUAAACUCUUCAUGAAGACAUUGUAUCGUUUCCUCCUGGAUGACCUGUAUGAGUAUCCAACUCUAGAGAAGGAGCAGAAGGACCUGCAGAAACUCCUGCGGCUGCAUCGCAGACAUACAUUGGAGGAGUAUUCACCCCACAGAAAGAGCAAAGCUCUUUCCCAUCAGCUGAGCCUGAAAGAGAACGUGCUCCUGACCAGAGGAACACAAAGGGAGACCAGGGAAGUGUUGUGUCAUGUGUACGUAAGCAUGGACUCAUAUCUGAGUGUGAGAAGCCUGGCCAGUGUUGUGGCCCAGGGGCUGCUGCAGGAGGUGGCUGAGAGACUGGAUGUCCCCCUGGAGGAGCUGGUCCUGCUGGCUGUCACCUACCCUGGAGAGAAACUCCUCCUGAAGCCUCAGGACAGGCUCUACUCUGAUUCGCUGACAGCAGUGGGGAGGCUGCACGUGUGCAGAAAGGACCUGAGUGAAGUCAUGAGCCCGUUCACAGACAACGCAGAGCUACAACAGAGGUCAGCUCGCAUGCUGAGUAUGAACACAUGGGACGUGGCUGUCACCCUUACAAACUUUGACUGGAGUGUCUUCAACUCAAUACAUGAGCAAGAGCUGGUGUACUUCACGUUCAGCCGUCAUGUCAGCGGUGGCCACACGGUGGCGCUGGAGCUGCUGCUGCAGCGCUGCAAUGAGGUACAGCUGUGGGUGAUGACAGAAGUCCUGAUGUGUCCUACGCUCUGCAACAGAGUCCAGCUCAUCAAGAAGUUCAUCAAAAUCGCUGCCCACUGUAAAGCCCAGAGGAACCUCAACUCUUUCUUUGCCAUCGUUAUGGGUCUGAACACCGCAGCAGUUAGCCGCCUCAGUCAGACCUGGGAGAAAGUUCCAGGAAAAUUCAAAAAGCUGUUUUUGGAACUGGAGAUGUUGACAGACCCCUCUCUCAACCACAAAGCCUACAGGGACGCUUUCAAGAAGACCAAGACGCCCAACAUCCCUUUCCUUCCUCUGAUACUGAAAGAUAUCACUUUCAUUCACGAGGGCAACAAAACAUUUCUCGAUAACCUGGUGAAUUUUGAAAAGCUGCACAUGAUAGCCGACACGGUGCGUCUCAUCAGACACUGUCAGGAGGAUCACAUGGGGAACGGGAUGCCCCAGAAGAGCAGUCCGGAGGUGCAGGCCUAUGUCGACUACCUUCACGUCAUUGACAAUCAGCAGACUCUGUUUGAACUGUCCCACAGACUGGAACCCCGUGUGUAGAUAGACCACAUACACUCUCUGAGCCUGCCUCCCUCCACCCCUCGAAGUCAGACCACCAAGGAGAAGGGUACCAACUAGUCUCUGGAAACACCCCUCAGGACUCAUAGAGAAACAUGGGUUGGCCACUCUACAGAGCCCAGCUCUAACACACACACACACACACACAUUAAUCAGCUGCUUACACAGCAGGACUUUGAUGAGUUGAAUUAGGUGGGUUAAUGCAGGACUGGAACAAAAGCCAGAGGGAUAGGGUUGGCUAGAGCUGACAGAGAGAUGACUGUGUGGCGCUGGUCAACCACUAGAUGGCGCCAAAAGGCAUACUGGAAUACUGAGCAACGAUGGAGCAGAGGUAACCAAAGAGCUUCUCAGUUUAACAAAUAGAUCUGGACCUGUAUUGAUCAAAGGAUCCCAGAGUAGGAGUGCUGAUCUAGGAUUUGUUUAGCCUUUUGGAUCAUAAUGAAUGGACAGGGACCUAGAUCAGCACUCCUACUCAGUGAUGUCCUGGUAGAUAAAUAGGUGGAUAAACUUGGAGUGCUGGUCGCAGUGAAAAAAGUAACGCUUCCUAUUCUUUCAAUGUAUUUUUCUGCAAAAUGUGGGUACAUUGUUGGGGCCCUCCCCCCAAAAAAGGUGGGUACAUCAUUGGGGCCAUCCCCCAAAAAAGGUGGGUACAUUGUUGGGGCCCUCCCCCAAAAAAGGUGGGUACAUCGUUGGGGCCAUCCCCCAAAAAAGGUGGGUACAUUGCUGGGGCCCUCCCCCAGAAAUGUGGGUAAAUUGCUGGGGCCCUCCCCAAAAAUGUGGGUACAUUGCUGGGGCCCUCCCCCAGAAAUGUGGGUAAAUUGCUGGGGCCCUCCCCAAAAAUGUGGGUACAUUGCUGGGGCCCUCCCCCAGAAAUGUGGGUAAAUUGCUGGGGCCCUCCCCAAAAAUGUGGGUACAUUGCUGGGGCCCUCCGCCAAAAAUGUGGGUACAUUGCUGGGGCCCUCCCCCAAAAAUGUGGGUACAUUGCGUUUACCCUCCACUACACCAGUGAUCCUACUCUGAGACUCUUUAUGAAUAUGGACCCUGCUUCAGUCACUCUGUAUUGAUAGCUUCAGGUUGUUGUUAUCUGCUUCCAAACAGGUGACCACUCCCUGAUUAUCUAUCUACACAAUGAAUGAAAGCAUCAACCUUCUGGGGACUUGAACACCAGGACACUACACUUGACAGACCUCCAGUGCAUGACCACCACACACUGGACUGCUGUUAAGCUAAAUGGAUUUAAACAACAAU
Molecule: messenger RNA, 3510 nt
Organism: Oncorhynchus masou masou (cherry salmon)
Lineage: Eukaryota; Metazoa; Chordata; Actinopteri; Salmoniformes; Salmonidae
Product: rap guanine nucleotide exchange factor 5-like
Biological process (GO): positive regulation of GTPase activity; Ras protein signal transduction
Cellular component (GO): plasma membrane
Molecular function (GO): guanyl-nucleotide exchange factor activity
Source: RefSeq, a predicted model, not a curated record